This is a messenger RNA of Rhizoctonia solani, 4473 nucleotides long. Its product is annotated as Retrotransposable element Tf2 protein. The coding region runs from base 1 to 4473 and encodes 1490 amino acids. The record is from RefSeq and is a predicted model, not a curated record. Gene Ontology annotation, biological process: DNA integration. The transcript is spliced from 4 exons. Lineage: Eukaryota; Fungi; Basidiomycota; Agaricomycetes; Cantharellales; Ceratobasidiaceae. Gene Ontology annotation, molecular function: zinc ion binding; nucleic acid binding.
AUGGAACCGGAGCCAACCCUUAGCGCUCUCCUCAAGGCUAUCACAGCCCUCACCACUCAAGUUGGGUCCCUCCAGGACCAAGUCAAGUCUCAAGGCAAGCAAAUCACCCAGCUUAUUGCCAUAUGCAAGGAGACCAACGACCUUGUUGGAGACAAGGAUCAGGGCGGAGCCCAAACCAAGCCUGGCCCAUCGACUGGGCCUGUUACCCCUCCUACCCACUCAGGAGGGGAAACCCACACUCCAGGCACGGUUAGGCCUGGACUCAAGGCCCCGUUCCGGCCCUCUAGAGGCACGGGCUUUGACUCUGAGGAUGAAGAAGAACCAAGGAUCCCAAAAAAGGAGCCUCAAGGAACGCCUAAACGGCACCUUGGGUCCCUUACCCCCUUCGACGCCGGGUCCAGCGUAAAAAGGCCCAAGAUGGACCUUCCAGACCCCUAUAAAGGAGAUACAAGGGGACGUAAGGCCACCCAAUGGCUUGACCGCAUGAUGCUCUGGGUCGCCCUCCAUCGGGACCAAUUCGACGAGGAGGAGCAGAUGGUCGUGUGGAUCUUAUACCACAUGACAGACAAGGCCACAGACUGGGCGCUCCCCAUCAUUGGGGCAAUCAUCAAGGGAGAAGGGAACCCUCCUACCACCAUCCAGGCCCUAACGGGCAAAUUCAAGGAAGCGUUUGCUGAUCCAGAUGCCAAGAGGGCCGCUGCCAGGAAAAUUGCGGCACUCUCCCAAACCACCACAACCUCCAAGUAUGUCAUGGAGUUCCGCAAUCUCAUGGCGGAAUUAGACUGGAACAAGGAAGCCUACAUUGCGCAGUUCACGCGAGGCCUCCACUGGAAGGUGAAGGAAUUGCUAUCAACCAAAGAUAGCGUUCCUGACAAACUUGAAGCAAUUUUUGCGGCUUCCAUAAAAAUUGACAACAUUCGCCGCAAAAACGAGGAAAACCGCCCAAAGAAGGCGCCUGCCAAGUCCCCAGUCACCGCGACCACCACCUCCACUACCACCACUCAACGGGUCCAACUAUCAGAGGACCCCAAUUACGUUACCCCGGAGGAAAGGGACCGCCGCCGCGCGUCUGGCCUUUGUGUCAAGUGCGGUCAAAAAGGGCACGGCAUCAAGCAAUGUCCUAACGGUUGGAAGGCAACCAUCAAGGAGGUUGCCAAAGUGGCAGAAGAGGAAGGGACUACCGUCAAGCCCCUGGCCCCAAAAUUAGAUGUGCAUGUAUCAGAUUGCAAAUUUGUAUCUUUGGCUCUGGACUCCAAUAAAAAGCCCCUGUUAUUUAUCAAUCUUGAACUGCACAACUUCCCGACGGAACACCUCAGAACCCUCAUUGACUCAGGAGCCACAUCAAACUUCAUCUCCCCCUUGAUUGUGGAAAAAUACAAAAUCCCAAAAACCCAACUUGAAAAUCCACAAGUUGUGAGAAUGUUAGAUGGUACCAUUUCCCAGACUGGUCGCAUUUGGCACCAGGUUCACCUCACAGUUUUGGCCAAUGGCCAUUCCCACUCCAUUCCUUUUCUUGUAUGCCCCAUUGGCAACGCCCCGGCAAUCCUAGGCAUGACAUGGUUAACGGCAGAAGCCCCUCUUAUUGAUUGGCAACAGGGAUUAGUCACAUUCCCUGAACAAGUCCAAAUUGCCUCCAAGGAAGAAGCAGACUCAGACCCUUUAGCAGACCUUCCCCCUCAGUACCAUGAGUUUGCUAAGGUUUUUGGCAAGGAAGAAUUCAAGGUCCUCCCUCCACACAGGGAGUAUGACAUCUCUAUCGACCUUGUCCCAGAUGCCAAACUGUCUCCUGGCCCCAUAUAUGGCAUGACCGACGCAGAAUCAAAGGCGCUAAAACAGCAUAUUGAUGAGGAAUUAGCAACGGGCAAGAUCCGCCCUAGUACCUCCUCAGCAGGCGCUCCGGUCAUGAAGUUGAAUGAUGUAACCCACAAAAAUGUCUACCCCCUUCCAAGACAGGACAACCUCAUGGCCAAGCUACGUCACGCCAAAAUCUUCACAAAGCUUGACUUGCGCUGGGGUUACAAUAAUGUGCGAAUCAAAGAAGGAGAUGAAUGGAAGACGGCCUUUAGAACCAAAUAUGGGCUCUUUGAAUAUCUAGUCAUGCCUUUUGGUCUUACAAAUGCUCCUGCCGCCUUCCAGCACUUCAUGAAUGAUCUAUUCAGGGACCUUAUUGACGUCACAGUAGUCAUCUAUUUGGACGACAUAUUGAUCUUUUCAGAAGUCCCAGAAGAACACCCGGCCCAUGUAAGGGAAGUCCUAUCCAGGUUAAUGGCAAAUCAACUCUUCUGCAAACUCUCAAAGUGCCACUUCCAUGUAACCACGGUUGAUUACUUAGGCAUUGUCAUCUCCCCCGUUGGAUUCUCAAUGGACCAGAAGAAAAUAGAAGCAGUGACAACAUGGCCCACACCUAAAACGGUCAAGCAGGUCCAGGCCUUCCUAGGGUUUGUUAAUUACCUUCGACGGUUCAUCCCCAAUUUCAGUUUGGUAGCACGCCCCCUCCAUAAUCUCACAAAGAAGGAAUCCCCUUGGUCAUGGGGGAAUUCAGAGGAAACUGCGUUCAAGGAAUUAAAGGCAUUGGUCACUCAAUCCCCGGUUCUGAUCCACUCCAAUCCCGAGCUUCCCUAUUACCUGGAAACAGACGCUUCAGGAGUAGCUAUGGGCGCCAUCUUGAGUCAAAGAGGUCCAGAUAAUUGGCUGCAUCCCAUCGCCUACAUGUCCAAGUCCUUCUCAGGAGCAGAGGCAAAUUACAACACCCACAAUAAGGAGCUCCUGGCUAUCAUCAAAGCGCUAGAGGAAUGGAGGAUAUUCUUGGAAGCAACGGACAAACCGGUACAGGUCUUCACGGAUCAUAGGAAUCUGGAGUAUUGGAUGCAGGCACGGACAUUUAACCGUAGGCAUGCCCGAUGGCGCAUAUUCCUGAGCAAUUUCAACUUUGAGAUCCACUAUCGCCCAGGAAAGCAAUCAGGGAAACCAGACGCCCUGUCCAGACGAUUGGAUUAUGUUGAUAUAUCACCAGAACCGGAGGUAAUGCUCCCCGCAGAGGUCUUUGCCAAUACAUCAGAAGAGGAACUGGAAAUUGUCACGGAAAUACGCUCCAAGCUAAGGGAAGACCCAUCCCUUGAGCCUAUCAUCCAGUUCCUAACUGAAGACGCGGAUAACGCUCCUCCCUCCAUUUGGAAGGCUUACAGAGACUAUGACUGGGAGGAAGAUUUACUAUGGGAAUUCCAUGACUCCCCACUAGCGGGUCACCCGGGUCAACAGAGAACCCUUGAACUCCUAAGUCGUAACUACUGGUGGCCAGGGAUGAAAUCAUCAGCCAAGGAAUGGGUAGAAUGUUGCCCAAUUUGCCAAGCCAACCAACGCGCUCAUGCUCCUGUCAUCGCCCUUAAACCCCUAGAAGUCCCCCCUUAUCCGUUCCACACCAUCUCUUAUGACUUCAUUACAGGGUUUCCCAAGUCCCAAGGUCACAACGCUAUACUGGUGGUAAUAGACUCCUUUUCCAAAUUUGGCCACUUCAUCCCCACUUCCAAGAAGGUCACAGCAAGGGGUCUGGCGGAUCUAUUCAUUACCCACGUCUGGAAACUCCAUGGGCUACCUGUCAAAACAGUCUUGGAUAGAGGAACUACCUUCACAGGGAAAUUCCUAAGGGCACUUUACCAGCGACUUGGAGUGAAACCAGCAUUCUCCUCGGCUUAUCACCCAGAGUCAGAUGGGCAAACAGAAAGAGUCAACCAGUUCAUCGAAUUUUACCUACGCUCCUACGUAGCAGCCAAUCAUUCUGAUUGGGCAGCUUGGUUACCAUUGGCAGAAUAUGCGUACAAUAAUGCCAAACACGCAGCAACGGGAAAAACACCCUUUGAACUGGUCUACGGACAAAACCCAGUGAUGAACCCUUCCAACGUCCCAGCCAACGUACCAGAGGCAGACAAUGUAGCAGACACACUAGCCCGGGAAUGGAAGGAAGCCGAGUCAGCCCUCAGACUAAGCAAAGAACGGAUGACCAGGAACCAAGGAACAGUACCGGAGUACUUGAUAGGAGAGAAAGUCUGGCUGGAUGGAAAGAACGUAGAACUCAGGACCAAUUCAAACAAGUUGGACCCCAAACGUCUUGGUCCCUUCAAAAUCCUUGAGAAAAUCUCCAGCCACGCCUACCGCCUAGAACUCCCAGAAACUCUGAAAAUCCAUGACGUCUUCUACGUUGGGUUACUAUUGAAGAGCCACGAGUCACCAAGUCAACCAUUUCCGGAACAACCUCCCCCUGAGACAAUAGAAGGAGAGGAGGAGUAUGAAGUUGAACAGAUCAUUGACUCAAAACGUCAACGGGGAAAGUGGUUCUACCUGAUAAAAUGGAAAGGUUACGGUCCAGAGGAUAACUCCUGGGAACCCAAGGGACUCCUAGAACAUAGUCAAGAGGAGAUCCAACGCUUCAACAAGUCACGACUGAAAAAGGCUUGUGACUCCGCCAAGAGCCUUUAA